AUGAAUCAGAGGAUUAGGCAGUUGGGAAAUGAUGGUUAUGCAUUACUGAGAGAUUUWUKUACACCUCAUAAGCCCAUCGAUAAGAAAUAUGAGGAUCUCAAGAGUUUGCUUACAAGUUAUAUAAACCCAAAACCGAAUUUAAUUACCGAAAGGUACAAGUUUAAAGAACGUAGACAGGCUACGAAUGAAACUGUUAUUCAGUUUAUAACUGGRCUUAAGAAAAUGUCUGAAUAUUGUGAAUUUGGUACAGCGUWAGAUGAUUCCUUGAGAGAUCAAGUUAUUUGGGGAAUAAGAGACAACAAUAUUAAAAAAAGAUUAUUAUCUGAAGGCGCAUUAACUUUUAAAAAAUGUAUUGAAUUGAGUUUGGCUAUGGAGAGCGCUAAUAAUGACAUUUCAAAAUUUGAUCACCAUGAGGCAAUCAACUACCAUAAAGCUUCAAAGAAGAAGUAUACAAGGAAUGAGUUAACUAUUGAAGUAGGAUGCUUGUUGUGGGGACAUAGAAUAGUAGUACCUAGUAAAUUCAGAAAUGAAUUGUUAAAUGAGUUACAUCAUACUCAUAUGGGCAUUGUUAAAAUGAAAUCUGUGGCUAGGUCGUACAUUUGGUGGCCUGGUAUCGAUAAUGAUAUACAUAAUAUCACAAAAAGUUGUAUCGCUUGUUUGGCUCAUAGUAAUAAUCCUCCUAAAAGUGUAUUACAUAGUUGGCCUUGGACUGAGGGACCAUCUCAACUAUCAACUAUUAAGGUGUUAAGGGAAUAUUUUUCGUUUUGGGGAAUUCCUAAAAAGUUAGUUACUGACAAUGGACCUUCUUUAUGUUCAUAUGAAAUGGAAGAAUUUUUAAGAGUUAAUGGUGUUUCACAUAUURAAACUCCACCAUAUAGUCCUUCGACUAAUGGAGCUGCAGAGAAUGCUGUGAAAACCUUUAAAAUGUUUCUUAAAAAUACAAAUCAUUGCUCGACAGGAGUUAGUCCUGCUGAAUUACAUAUUGGGAGACAGUUGAAUAUAGCAUUGGAUAGGUUAAUAGUCAAAGCAAAAUAUAAUUAUUCAAGAAGUUUAGAAAGGGCUAAAGAAAACUAUAGGGGUGUUAGAGAUAAAAUAUAUGUAGUUGUAGAUGAAGUCAUGUGUAGGAAUUAUGGAGAAGGGAAUAAGUGGAUACAAGGGAAAAUUAUACAAAAUCUAUCUCCUGUUACAUAUUUAAUUAAAGUUAUUAAUGGUAACAUCUAUAAGCGACACUUGAACCAAAUAAUUGAUUGUAAGAGUAAAGAGGAAGCUGGAUUGGGAAUUAAUAAAGAUUAUGUUUUAAAAGAAUUACAAAAUGUUAAUGACAACAAUAAUAUUAAAGAUAACAUAUCAAUGAGUGCAAGUAAUAAAGAGUUUGUAAAAGAAGAAGUAAAAUUGGGAACAGAGGAUAAGAGUGAGGAAGUUGAAUUAAGGAAAAGUCAGARAGUUAUAAAACCUCCUAUUCGUUUAAAUUUAUAA
Molecule: messenger RNA, 1476 nt
Organism: Diuraphis noxia (Russian wheat aphid)
Lineage: Eukaryota; Metazoa; Arthropoda; Insecta; Hemiptera; Aphididae
Source: RefSeq, a predicted model, not a curated record